This is a messenger RNA of Solanum pennellii, 1113 nucleotides long. RefSeq names its product ethylene-responsive transcription factor ERN3-like. Gene Ontology annotation, cellular component: nucleus. The record is from RefSeq and is a predicted model, not a curated record. Gene Ontology annotation, biological process: response to stress; positive regulation of DNA-templated transcription. Gene Ontology annotation, molecular function: DNA-binding transcription factor activity; transcription cis-regulatory region binding. Lineage: Eukaryota; Viridiplantae; Streptophyta; Magnoliopsida; Solanales; Solanaceae.
UUUAACCAAGAGGUUAAUUUGAACGAUGAACAAUCGAAGAAGAAGAGAAAAUCUCCGGGUAAUGGAUCAAAAAAAGGUUGUAUGCAAGGCAAAGGUGGUCCUGAGAAUUCGAGUUGUAAAUACAGAGGAGUUAGGCAGAGGACUUGGGGUAAAUGGGUGGCUGAAAUUCGCGAGCCUGCUUAUAUUAGUGGUGAUAAUAAAAGCAAAGGAAAGCGACUUUGGCUAGGUUCUUUUGAUACUGCUGAUGAGGCUGCUAUCGCUUAUGAUGAAGCUGCUAAGGUUAUGUAUGGAUCCAAUGCCACACUCAACUUCCCCAAUCAUUCGAGUAAUGGUAGCAUUACUCGAACAUCUUCACUUGAAUUGAGUGGUCAAUCGUGUGUUGAUCAUGAAGAUUUAGUGCUUGAUGGUUCAAAGAAUGUUGAAAUUGAGUCGGAUUUGAAAACAUCAGAUACACCAAAUACAGAUUUAAGUUAUGCUAAUCAUGGUUCGCCUGCUUGUUCCUGGACUGAAGAGGACUUGGAAGUAAUCAUGGAGGAGAACUCUAAAAGUGAAUUAAUUGAUUUGGAGUGCAAUUCGAGAUAUUUACCUAAAUCUCAAAAUUCUUGUGUUAAAGUUGAGACACCUUUAACGAAAGAAGAUGAAUUUGUACAAUGCCUCAACUUCAACGAUGUCUCAAACACAAAAAAUGUGAAUGAAGAUGUUGGUGCGCGUCUAGAAUACAUGGAGCAUUGUCAAAUGGAUGAUAAUUGUUCAAUGGAAGCAACAAACAUAUUAGAUACCUUUUGUUUCACAGAGAACAAUGAUGAAGCUUUCGAUUUUCAGAGGUUUUUAGAAGAAUCGUUUGAUUUCAAGCCAAUGGCUGAGCUAAACUAUGCGAAGAAUGAGGAGCAAUUUGAUUGUACAUAUGCAUACAACCAGCAAAUUGACCUCCAGAAUUCAGACACAAAUUCCGAGAUUCGAUCAGAUGGAAUUCGGAAGGAGAAAAACUUGCAUGGUUUCAGAUUAGAUGACUUUGGAGCAAGCAAUAGUUGGCAACCAGAGGAAAAUAUCGAAGAUUUUUCUAUGUGCAGCUUUGAUUUUGAUAUAUCAUCCUAUAUUAAUGAUAUUAAUUAG